GCAGCCGUUGUAUUUGUGGGCGCCAUUGGUCAGCAGCCAAUUCGCACAGCAUUCCCAUCCAGCAAUCGGACAUGCUCGUGGAUUUAAGCGAAAUUGCUUCGUGUUUGAUUUCUCUAGGCGCUUCCACCGUAAUCUGACUUGUCCAACACGUCCCCACGCCACCUCGACCUGGACGGUGCAUGCGCGCGCUCCCCCAUCUCGAUUGCGAUAAAAUCAGCCAUGAUGGAGCUCCAGGCAGCAGCCGUAUCGAUAAGUUCUGCUGUUUGGGUUCAAUCCGGGAGCUUCUCGUCUGUUGUUGCAAGUUGUAGCGCGGUUGAAAGGGUGGCAAUAGCCCCAAUUGGUGGCAUUCGACCGCUUCCUUUUCGUACCCGACAGAAAUUUAAGACCUCUCUUCGCAUUUCUAUUUCGAAGAGGACUUGGACCCCGCUCUGUGGCGAACAAAGAGUGCAGAGGAGGGAAUUUUUGCGAGACGGCGCAUUAGCCGCAGCCGGGUUACUCGUGUGCAGGGCAGCAAUGGCGGAGACUUCUGUUGGGGGAUAUUCCAGUAAAGUACUGAAGCAAUUGCCCUACAAGAAGGAAGGGUACAACUUUUGGACGUGGCGAGACCAUAAGGUGCACUAUAUAGUACAAGGCCAGGGUCCUCCUAUUGUGCUGAUUCACGGAUUUGGUGCAUCAGCUUUCCAUUGGAGGUAUAACAUCCCAGAAUUGGCUAAGACUCAUACAGUCUACGCAAUGGAUCUCCUAGGAUUUGGUUUCUCCGAGAAGGCAUUGAUAGAUUACACCGCCGAUGUAUGGCGGGAUCAAGUGGCGGACUUUGUGAGGGAUGUGGUGGGCAAGCCAGCCGUCCUUGCAGGCAACAGUGUGGGCGGAUACACUGUUUUGAGCACCGCCGCUGCCAAUCCUGAUCUAGUUUCAGGGUUGGUGUUGCUGAAUGCAUCAGGCCAGUUUGAAAGCUCAAGUCCAAACGAAAAGCUAGGUGAUGAAACACCCGAGAAAGAAGUCGUUGAAAUGGAAGAGUCAGUAUUGAGCCGAAUAUUCAUUUCACCCAUCAAAAACACGGUUCAGAAGUUUACUAUAUUUUUCGCAUUUUGGCAAGCCAAGCAGCCUAAACGUAUAGAAUCAGUUCUACGAAAUGUAUACAAGGAUCAAACAAAUGUUGAUGAGUAUUUGGUGAAUUCCAUUGUUCAACCCACAGCAGAUCCGAACGCAGCAGAGGUUUAUUACAGCUAUGAAUGGUAUUUGGAACGCAGACUCAUGACGCGAGUACUGUUCAAGCAGACGAACCAGACCAUCAACAAGCUUUUGUCUCAGCUAUCCUGUCCCAUGCUACUCCUAUGGGGUGAUCUGGAUCCCUGGAUGGGUUCUUCAAAAUGUGACAUGAUCAAGAAUCUGUAUCCGAAAGCUUCUAUGGUGCGCCUCCAAGCUGGCCAUUGCCCCCAUGACGAGAUGCCUGAGCAGGUGAACAAAGCUUUGCUGGACUUUGCAAACUCCGCGUAGCCCAGAUUGUUUCAGGCAAUGGUGCCACGCCAUAAGUUGUGAAAUAUGAGCCACUGUAAAUUUCACAGAUGUUCAGUUCUUUUCCAAGUCACAGCUCCUGCAUCUGUUUGUACUUUACUCAUUUAUAAACGAAAGUUUGCAAGCCCUUCUUUGACUGA
Molecule: messenger RNA, 1655 nt
Organism: Physcomitrium patens
Lineage: Eukaryota; Viridiplantae; Streptophyta; Bryopsida; Funariales; Funariaceae
Source: RefSeq, a predicted model, not a curated record